Molecule: messenger RNA, 3365 nt
Organism: Gopherus flavomarginatus (Mexican gopher tortoise)
Lineage: Eukaryota; Metazoa; Chordata; Testudines; Testudinidae
Product: protein phosphatase 1 regulatory subunit 7
Exons: 27
Coding region: 303-3125 (940 amino acids)
Biological process (GO): chloride transmembrane transport; calcium activated phospholipid scrambling
Cellular component (GO): plasma membrane
Molecular function (GO): protein dimerization activity; chloride channel activity
Source: RefSeq, a predicted model, not a curated record
CGAGGGGGUGUGGGUGGGGGCAGGAGAAGCGACAUGGCGGCGGAGAGAGGAGAGGGGCCGCUGCAGGAGAUGAUGGAGGUCUUCUUCCCAGAUUGUUGGUUUAGGAAGAUGUGAAGGGAGGAAAAAGUGCUUCAAAAAUCAAAGUAAAAACAAGGGUUGACAGGCGGGUAGAGUCAGAAGAGUCAGGAGAUGAUGAAGGGAAGAAGCAAGCAAGUUGCAUAGUAACAGACCUCAGUCAUCAGAGCCUGAGAGAUGAGCAGAAUGGGGAGAACUUAACAGGAGAAGCAGAGACACCAGUCGAUAUGGAGUCAAUUAACCUGGAUCCGGAAGCUGAGGAUGUUGACCUGAAUCAUUUCCGAAUUGGAAAGAUCGAGGGAUUUGAAGUGCUCAAGAAAGUGAAGACUCUAUGUCUACGUCAGAAUUUGGUUAAGUGCAUUGAGAACCUGGAACAGCUGCAGACUCUCAGAGAACUGGAUCUCUAUGAUAAUCAGAUUCGGAAGAUUGAGAACUUAGAGGCCCUGACAGACCUUGAGAUCCUGGACAUCUCUUUUAACUUGCUGCGACACAUUGAAGGACUGGACCGGCUCACCCAGCUUAAAAAACUCUUCUUGGUCAACAAUAAAAUCAGCAAAAUUGAGAACCUGAGCAACUUACAGCAAUUACAGAUGUUAGAGCUGGGAUCCAAUCGAAUCCGGGCAAUUGAGAAUAUUGACACAUUGACUAACCUGGACAGCCUAUUCCUGGGAAAGAACAAAAUCACCAAGCUCCAGAACUUGGAUGCACUGACAAACUUGACAGUGCUCAGUAUACAGAGCAACCGGCUGACCAAGAUUGAGGGUCUGCAGAACCUGGUGAAUCUGCGUGAGCUGUACCUUAGCCACAACGGCAUAGAAGUCAUCGAGGGACUGGAGAACAAUAACAAACUUACAAUGCUGGACAUUGCAUCCAAUAGGAUCAAAAAGAUUGAAAAUGUCAGCCAUCUAACAGAGCUGCAGGAAUUCUGGCUGUACGAGAUCCUGGCCACGACACCAUAUGGCCACCUGAAGCAGGGGGAGGUUGGGGUGGAUCGGCUGCUGAGCGAGAAUGUCUUUGCAGCUGCAUUCCCUUUGCAUGAGGGUCCCUUUGCAGUACCCGCUGACAGGCUGGCCCCUGAGAGCCUGACCGAGCGCCAGGUCCUCUUCCAGUACUGGGCGAGGUGGCAGAAAUGGAACAGAUACCAGCCACUGGAUCACAUCCGCAGGUACUUUGGAGAGAAGAUUGCACUCUACUUUGCCUGGCUGGGUUUCUAUACUGGGUGGCUCUUGCCUGCAGCAGUUGUGGGGACACUGGUUUUCAUCGCAGGCAUAUUUCUGAUGCUGAGCGACAUACCUGCGCAGGAGAUCUGUGAGAGCGAGGAUCAGUACCAGAUGUGCCCGCUGUGUAAGGAGUGCCCACAGUGGCAGCUCUCCAGCAUCUGCAGCAUGUUCAAGGCAGGUCGCCUCUUCGACCAUGGUGGGACCAUCUUCUUCAGCAUUUUCAUGUCCCUGUGGGCGGUGACAUUCCUGGAGUACUGGAAGCGGAUGAAUGCCACCCUGGCACAUCGCUGGGACUGUUCCGAUUUCGAGGACAUUGAGGAGCGGCCGCGACCCCAGUUCACUGCCAUGGCUCCCAUGACGAUGGAGAACCCAAUUACUGGAGCAGAGGAGCCAUAUUUUCCUAAGCGGAACCGUGUAAAACGGGUCACGGCUGGAUUGAUGGUCAUCAUCAUGAUGAUUGCUGUGGUUGUGAUGUUUCUGAUCUCCAUUAUCCUGUACCGGGCGAUCGUCAGCAUCCUUGUGUCAAGAUCUGGGAACUUCCUCUUUGUGGCAUCGGCAUCUCGUAUUGCCAGUCUUACGGGCUCAGUGGUGAAUCUAAUCUUCAUCCUCAUCCUCUCUAAAAUUUACAUUGCACUGGCCCAUUUCCUUACGAAGUGGGAGAUGCACCGGACUCAGACGAAGUAUGAAGAUGCUUUCACCUUCAAAGUGUUUGUCUUCCAGUUUGUCAAUUUCUACUCUUCUCCUAUCUACAUCGCGUUCUUCAAGGGCAGGUUUGUAGGCUACCCAGGGCACUACAAGACCUUGCUUGGGAUCCGCAAUGAGGACUGCGGGGCUGGCGGCUGUCUCAUUGAACUCGCCCAAGAGUUGCUGGUCAUCAUGGUGGGAAAACAAGUCAUUAACAAUGUGCAGGAAAUCGUCAUCCCGAAGCUGAAAGGCUGGUGGCAGAAGUACAAACUUCGAUCCAAAAAGCGGAAAAGCAAGGAGGCCCAAUUGGGCCUGGCGCAGCAGGUGCCCUGGGAGAGCAACUACGAGCUCCUGGUCUGUGAGGGGCUGUUUGACGAGUACCUGGAAAUGGUCCUGCAAUUUGGAUUCAUCACUAUCUUUGUGGCAGCUUGUCCUCUGGCGCCCCUUUUCGCCUUGCUCAACAACUGGGUGGAGAUCCGCCUGGAUGCACAGAAGUUUGUCUGCGAGUACCGUCGUCCUGUGGCUGAGCGGGCCCAGGGCAUUGGCAUCUGGUUUUAUAUCCUGGAGGUCAUCACCCACUUGGCUGUCAUCAGUAACGCCUUCCUGAUUGCCUUCACUUCAGACUUCUUGCCCCGGCUGUAUUAUCAGUACACUCGCGCCAGUGAUCUGCAGGGCUAUGUUAACUUCACCCUGGCGUAUGCUCCAAAGCACUUUGCCUCCCAGCACAAUGUCACGUGCAGGUAUCGUGCAUACAGGGAUGAGAACGGCAGGUACUCGCUAACCUAUUGGAACCUACUAGCAAUCCGCCUGGGCUUUAUUAUAGUGUUUGAGCAUGUGGUUUUCUUUAUUGCUCGUGUGAUAGACCUGAUGGUGCCUGACAUUCCUGAGUCACUGGAGAUCAAGGUGAAGCGCGAACGUUAUCUGGCCAAGCAGGCACUGGCUGAGAACCAGGCCCUCUUUGAGAGAGAGGAAGUCAGAGCCACCUCCAGCACUAUGCAAACAGCACCCAAAGACUGGGAGUUAAGUGGGAUGCAUGAAAACCAGGGGCCUACCCACCUACAGAUGACGACGUCUACACACACAGUAGCUGCGAGUCCGGAAGCUCAUCCUCAGCAGCAGUUUGAGCCUGAAGCAGAAUCUCCAUGAAUUGCUGUUGACUCAAUUUUAAAACACAAAAAAUGGUGACUGCUUCUAUGUGGGGGUGAAAUGAAACUGAAUUCAGCCAUAAAGUUUGAUUUCUAGCAUUCUCCUUUGGAAAAGAUGAACUCAACUUGGCUCUGACCCUGAGCUGGUGGCUGUUGUAUGUAAGAAACCUUGCAGAGGACUGAAUUAUUUUAGUGAAAUUUCAGAGUGGAUAAUUGUAAUUUCAUGGAUAAAUAAAGCAUG